Molecule: messenger RNA, 975 nt
Organism: Polypterus senegalus (gray bichir)
Lineage: Eukaryota; Metazoa; Chordata; Cladistia; Polypteriformes; Polypteridae
Product: cytotoxic T-lymphocyte protein 4-like
Exons: 4
Coding region: 1-606 (201 amino acids)
Biological process (GO): regulation of T cell proliferation; T cell receptor signaling pathway
Cellular component (GO): external side of plasma membrane
Source: RefSeq, a predicted model, not a curated record
AUGGCACUCACCCGUCUGGCACUCGUCUCUGUGUUGCUCUGCAGGGCGGCCGCCCUCCAUAUCUACCAGCCUUACCGUGUGAAUGCCAACAGUGAUGGACUGGCACAGCUGGCAUGCAGCUUUAACCACACAGGGAGAGGGCAGGAGUUGCGGGUCACCCUGCUCCGAGGCCUGGCAGGCAAAGAUGUCGUCUGCAAGUCCUCUUUCCAGUUGCCCAACACCAGCCUUGAGAGUGACGAGCCACUCAGCUGCCAAGGGAAUGCGAGUGCCAACAGACUGGACCUGACCGUGCCUGGCCUGAGCGGCGCAGACACAGACUUCUACCGGUGCAAGGUGGAGAUCUUGUACCCGCCUCCAUACCGCUUAGGCCUGGGCAGCGGGACCCUCAUCUACGUGGCUGAGAGACCACCGUGUCCAGCCAAGGAGCACAGCAUGGACUGGGUCUUCAUGGCUGUGCCGGUGACUGUGGUGGUGUGCACCGUCAUCGUCAUCAUCAGCAUCCUGGUCUACAGGACCCUCAACCGGAAGGCAAACUCCGAGUACGUGGAUACGGCGCCGGUGAUUCCAGAGAAGAUGAAGACAAACAGUCGCUAUGUGAUGUUUUGAUGUCCUCUUUGGUGACGGAGCUGUGCCCGCUGCCACCACCUCACACACGCACAUGUAGGCACACACACACACGCACACUCACAAGCAGGCACUGACCUGCUCCAGCAGAUGGCGGGCGCUGCAGGUUUGGCAGCGUCAUCCUUUGUCUGGCGUUGUCUUAGGCGAUGGUUAAAUUUUCUGUGAAAAGCAGCAGUUGCCUAAGUGGGCAUUUAGAAAUAUCAUUUUGAUAUGCAGAAGACAUGUGACAUUCAAAGAGUGCUCAAUGGCAGGAGAGCUGGCAGGCAUGGCAAUGCCCACCUGCCUGCUCAGACAUCCUGCUUCAUGUUGUACAUACAAUGUGUAGUAAUAAAAGACUGUGGUCAACACAAA